Messenger RNA from Paramecium sonneborni, 431 nucleotides. Lineage: Eukaryota; Ciliophora; Oligohymenophorea; Peniculida; Parameciidae. The record is from the annotation of a GenBank genome assembly.
AAUUAAAAUGAUGAUGGAAAUGUAUGUGUAUUGGACAGCCAAAUGUGAGUUCAUAUUUGAAAGGUAACAUAUAGAAUCAAUUUUUAAAGCUGGAGAAUUUAUGAUGAUUAACCAUUCUUGUUAUUUUGUGGUUGUUUCUUAUCUUGCUUAUAUGCAAUUAUUCAUAUCAUGUAUAUGCUUUAAGGGGAUAAAGUAUAAAUCUUUUUGAAACAAUAUAUGUAUUAAUUAUGAUUUAUCCUAUUAGGUCAAGAAGACUAGGGUUUUCUAUAUACUAAUUCUUUUUAACUUUAUCAAGUAUGGUUACUAUGAUGCUAUUAAUGACAAUGAAUGGAUGGGUUAAUUUAUCAGUUGGUAUAGGAUACACUAUUGGUUAUGGAAUUACAUAAAUCACUAAAUCAAAGUCUUAGUAUACUCAAGUUGAUACAAUAUGA